UGCUUGCGGCUUCAAACUCGCCUUAAUCAGUACGUUGCUGUAAUUAGCGCAAAGUGGAUGUUGCACGGAGUGCUAAUCCGUACCGGUGUGCUAGUAUGAGCAAGAGCAUUGAUCUGUGUUGAACGUAGGAGAAUCAUGUCCACUACUGAGUCGUACAAAUUUAAACUGUCCGAACAAUUUCGGACCCUGGCCAAGGAUGAAUUACGGGAGGAUGACGAUGUGCGGGGGCAGGCCAUGGCUCAGCUGAAGGAGUGGAUCGAGAAGAAUCCCUACAUCAAAAAGUGUCGCACGGAUGCAAAUUUCCUGCUCAAAUUUCUACGUUAUCGAAAGUUUGCUGUUCAUCAAGCAGGGGAAGCAAUCGAACGGUAUCUGGUUGCUAGACAGAAAUUCUCCCAUUGGUUCCAGAAGUUGGAUCCCCGGGAUCCAGCGAUGCAGGAAAUCCUAUCCGACGCCCCUUUGACAGCGCUGGGCAAAGACGAGAACGGCAGGACUGUGGUGCUGAUUCGCGUUAGUCGAUACAACCCCGAAGUCAAUACCAGUACAACGAUCGUUCGAUUUCUAAUGAUGAUGUUGGAAAUAAUGUCCGAAGAGGAAGAAUUUCAAAUCGCCGGUAUUCGCGCUUGGGAGGAUCACACCGAUAUGACGAUGAAGUUUAUUGGCAUGUUCAGCUUGACCGAUAUCAGUUCGAUAAUGGUGAUGCUAACCAAAACAAUGCCGCUCCGGAUUCGGGAAGUUCACGGAAUCAAACUGCCAAAGUUUGCCGUUACGUUGACGAAUUUCGCUCUUUCAUUCACCAGUUCGAAGCUGCGGGAACGAAUUGCUUGUCAUGCCACGAUUAUGGAGGCAAAGAAGCACCUGCAGGAGUCGUUGUGGCCCAAGGAAUACGACGGUCCGGUAGAUGUCGAUGCAUUGAAUCGAAAGAUGAUGAAAUUAUUGGAAGAGAAACGUGACCUUCUGCUGAGCUUGGACGAGAUGGAGAUCGAUCUGGAUCACUAUUCCGAUCUGUGGAGCAAGGAGUCGGGUGAUCCAGCAGGAGAAAUCGAUUCCGGAAUGGUUGGCACGUUCCGUCAAUUGAAUGUAGACUAGGUGUGAUAGUGAUCCAUGUACGAUAUUUUGCAAAUUUGAUUAUAAGUUUGUGUAUAAUAUGUGAAGUUUACAUACAACCUUGACAUUGACAUUGACCUUUUCGAUGUAUUAAAUUCUAAUCACAAACGUGCUGUAAUUGGACAAGGUUUCUGACUGAGAGAAAUUCAAGAACUUUUAAGAUUCCGGACGUAGGGAAACAUAAUCACGAUCCAGGGCUUGGACAUAAAUUCCAGAAACUGAGACUUGAAAUAAAUUGAAACUUGAAUACUUGUAAUGUGAUCAUUUCAGUUAGAGAUAGGGUUUGUGACGAGUUUUAAUCAGAUCAAGCAGUAACCGCGAUGUUAAGCUAUGAUUGAUAGCGAUGUUUGAGCGAUACUGAAAGUAUCUGAGUAUCGAUCAGCAUACUAAUCUAAUCAAAUACAAACGUAGGAAUUAGAUUAGAUUAGAUGAUGCCUUUAUUGUCAAUAUCAGGCAUAACAUUUGAUAACGGCACAAAAGCAUUUGUAAACAAACUUUUUAAGGCCCUUUACACGCGAACCAAAGUACGCCCAUGCAAACCAAUGCCACUUUCGGAAAGGUGAUAGUUGCCCCUAUCCGAUCCGGGCAUUAGAAAGUUUGUUUACAAAUGCUUUUGUGCCGUUAUCAAAUGUUAUGCCUGAUAUGAUCCAGCGAAAUGAUUCGAGUUCAGAUAAAAAUACUCAAACUACGCACAUACGCAUAUUCACACUUACCCAAAAAUUUGGUCAAAACUACAAACUGAUGUUUUUUGUUGAUAUUGAUUCAACGUUUGCUAGUAAUGUGUUUUUUGUUAAAUUGUACGAAAAUAGUUAAAAAAA
Ochlerotatus camptorhynchus is the source of this 1922-nucleotide messenger RNA. RefSeq names its product retinaldehyde-binding protein 1-like. Bases 136 to 1086 code for a protein of 316 amino acids. Gene Ontology annotation, molecular function: phosphatidylinositol bisphosphate binding. Gene Ontology annotation, cellular component: membrane. The transcript has 2 exons. The record is from RefSeq and is a predicted model, not a curated record. NCBI's taxonomy places the organism in Eukaryota, Metazoa, Arthropoda, Insecta, Diptera, Culicidae.